AGUAUAUAUCUAGCUAUCAAGCGGCAUUAAUUAAUAUACGUACAGCACACACAUGGAUUUAUUUUUCUUCUUUAUUUACGGAGUAAUUACAUCAAUGAUGAUGAUCAUGACGGCAGAUAUGGCAGCUGCAACUUACACCAACGGCGGUGGCCAUACGGCGGCGGCAUACACAUGUAGGUCAUAUUGUGGGAAUUUGAGCGUGGACUACCCUUUCGGACUCCGCGCCGGAUGCGGCCACCCGGGAUACCGUGACCUCUUGUUCUGCAUCAAUGAUGUAUUGAUGCUCCACGUCACAUCCGGCUCCUACCGCGUCCUCGACAUAGACUACGCCUACCAAUCCCUCACACUGGACGAACCGCACAUGUCCACCUGCGGCGCCAUCUUCCUCGACCGCCGCGGCAACGGCUUUGUGGUCGAGCCGUGGCGGGCCGCCUACCUCCAGCCCGCUCCAGACAACGUGUUCAUGCUCCUCGGAUGCUCCGCCCGCUCGCCCCUCUUCCAAGAAGGCUUCCGGGCCGGGAAGCACCUGCCGUGCCGGAACGUGUCCGGAAUGGGGUGCGAGGACUACUACGGCUGCCCGGCCUGGAACGACGUUUUCGGUAAGCUGGAGCACGACCACGAUGGGUCGCCGCCGGUUACUCAUCCGCCGGAGUGCUGUGCAGUGGCAUUCGGGACAAUGAAGGCUAUAAACUUGAGCAAGCUGGAUUGCCAAGGAUACAGCAGCGCUUAUAGCCUAGCGCCCCUGAGAUUGGGGCGGCAGGGCGGCGGCGGCGCUGAGGGGUGGUCGUAUGGGAUAAGAGUCAAGUUCUCCACCCAAGGUGGAGGUGGUGACAUCUUUUGUAAAUCCUGUCGGUCAACGGGCGGAUCCUGUGGGUAUGAAGCUGCAGCCGGACGCGGCGGCAGUUACACCAAUGCCUGCAUAUGCGGCACCUCGAACUCUACCAGAAACUGUGAUCCCGCUGCAGCUGAUAUUCGCUCCGAUUCGAGCAGAGGAACAUGGUCGAUCAUGGGAACAGUAGCAGGCAAAACAUGUGCGGUGACCCCUUUCUCCUUCGAUCCAAGGUUGAUUUCUUCGAAUUUCAAGGUGAGCGACCCGCCAACGGCGGACGUCGGUAGUCUGGCUAGGGUGAGGGCCGAGGGGAAGAGACCUGAUCUGAAAUAUGGCAUCCAAUUGGAUCUAAUUGGGUCAAAAUGGGUUCAAUUGGGUAUAAAUGGAUCCAAUGGCUG
Messenger RNA from Cuscuta campestris, 1227 nucleotides. NCBI's taxonomy places the organism in Eukaryota, Viridiplantae, Streptophyta, Magnoliopsida, Solanales, Convolvulaceae. The record is from the annotation of a GenBank genome assembly.